Messenger RNA from Pocillopora verrucosa, 4474 nucleotides. RefSeq lists its product as uncharacterized. The record is from RefSeq and is a predicted model, not a curated record. NCBI's taxonomy places the organism in Eukaryota, Metazoa, Cnidaria, Anthozoa, Scleractinia, Pocilloporidae. Gene Ontology annotation, molecular function: calcium ion binding.
UGUACGAAUGUAAGCAAAUUCGUGAUGGCUUAAUUUGAUAUUAAUUGGUGGUCAAGGCUCAGUCAAAAUGCAGGCCUUACCGUAUUUACAAAUCAAAGAGCCCAAGAGUGCUGUCUCUCCAGAGAAGAAAAGUUACAGAUUGAGUUUACACGAAGUUUCGUCCAAGACAGCUCAGUUCAAGGACGGACAAUCGAAGAGUGGAAGAAAUGUCAACAGACCGGAAUGUUCAAGGGAGAGCAAUGGACUUCUUGAAGGAACAAGUAGCAUUUACUUUGGUGAUAUUGCACCAUAUCGCACUCCUGCACAAUCACCAUCUCCAAGCAAAAGUUGCAGAAGACCAACAAGGAGUCAGAAUCAAUCAUCUCUUCCAACGUGGCUGGAUCCUCUAGGAGUCUGGCUACCCAGUAAUAAGAAGACUAAUUGCUAUGAGACAUUCAUAAGAAAUGCUGAGCUGUUAAGACGCACCAGUGACAUGUUUUUGGAUCCCUGUCCACAUGUUCCAAGAUGUUCCCACGAAAGGACGCUCUCUGCUCUUAAACGACAACAACGUAGGAUGAAAACAGAUGAUGAUUUGAGGAAACAAGAGCGUCAUAGGCGGAUUGUCGAGAGAAUUCAAAAGAUUCGUGACAUGUGGGAUCAGUGGUCAAACCAAAGCAAGUCCUCAGGAACAGAACACGAUAAUAGACUGAACAACUUCAGGAAGAACCGAGAUGGUUACGUCGACCCAGAUGAAAUUAUCAAAAAGAAAAGAGAAGAAAGAAGAGAACGCGAGAAAAUUAUACGCCUCGAGCAAGCUAAAAAGAGGGAAGAAAUAUUAUCCAAGCAACGUUUUAAACUUCCUAAAAUAGUUGUUUCUCAGUACGAGGAGCCAGAGACACUUCAAUACUCCCGACCACAAAGCCUUACAAACGAGAGACAGAGUGUGUUACCAAGUUUGGUGAACAUUCCGAGUGGUCUUCAAAAUCAAAUCGAUAAAGGAAAUGAUGAAAGCGAGGUGGAGUCCCAGGGUAGCAAAGGAGAUUCUCUUGCGCUGCCUGAGUUAGAGAGCAGUUGCCAAGAACGGAAUUAUUUUGAGAAUACACAACAGGGUGAAGAGCAAGUCGAUAGGAUAUUGCCCGAACUUGAGCAGAAAGUUCCUACAAAGGCUGACACUGAUGUUACAGACUCUAUAUCUCAAGGCAUAGAAUGCAGUGUUGAAACGGUGGAAGGAAAGAAUGUGAAAACCCUAUUAGAUAAUAACAAUGUUGUGCGGUUGGAUUUACAAAUAGAACUUGAAAGUGAUGUAGUUUCGGAAAGUGUAGAUGCAAAAGUUGAUGAACAGAUUGUGUUAAAUAGAAAAAAAGAAACAGUAGACACGGAAAGGUCUCACGAACAGCAAAAGGAGAAUAUUAAUUCAGUAGACGUAAGUAGCACAGAGGCGCUUUUAGAGAUUGAACAAGUUAACAACACAGUAGGGACAGAACAAGUUUACGAAACAUUAGAGACAGAACAAGUAAACGAAACAAUAGAGACAGUACAAGUUAAGGAUACAGUAGAGCUGGAUAGUAUAGCAAGUGCUGAGACCAAGGAACAACCUCAAGAGGAGGGAAUUCAAAGUAGAGUGGACAAGAAGGAACUAAGUGAACAUGGUGAAGACAAAGAACAAAUAAAGAAAAUAGUAAUGAAUUACCUUGCACCUCCAAGUGUUCCACUGCUGGCUGGUGAGAAUGGCUCUGAUAAUGGUGCUAUAGGUGAUGCAGAUGAUACAGCUUCUUUGAUGGGGGCGUUUAUUCCCGUGGCACUGGGCGUUGGCAAUGGCUUAAUAACCAAUGAUGCAAUGCGAGCCUCUUCCGUACUGGAUCGUUACCAUGUACCUAGCCAGGCACGACUAAAUAAUACCAAACAGGGGAAAAACAGUGGAGCCUGGAAACCAAAAAUCAAUGACAAAAAGCAAUACCUAGAGGUGGACCUUGGAGCUUUGACGCUCGUUUCUCAGGUCGCCACUCAAGGUUGUCCCUCAGCUAACGGUGUUAAGACACAGAAGAAAGAUAAAUGUUGGGUGGAGUCAUACGUUCUCGCCUUCAGCACAGAUGGCUCAACUUGGCAACACUACACAGAGGAUGGCGUGGUGAAGGUUUUCAGAGGAAACAGAGACAACAACACAGUUGUUAUUAACAGCAUUAAAAAUCCAGUGGAGGCAAGAUUUGUUCGGUUUAUACCACAGUCCUGGAAAAACAGCAUUGCCAUGAGAGUUGAAGUAUACGGAGAAGUUACAGAGCCUGACUUGGAGAGAAACUCACCAUCUCCGCUACUUGAAGAAGAGCAAGAAAAAGAGAGAGACUUCGUCCAUAACGUUAUUUUAGAGGAAGAAGAACAACCAGAACUUGAGGAAUUUGUUUGUGACACUGAAAACAAGGAAGUGGUGGUGGAAGAGGAAGCCUGGGAAGAGGAAACUGCGCAUACUGUUGUCGAAACAGCUUCACAGAUUCAAGGUAGAGUGGCUGUAAUAUCCCGGAGUUCAUCGUUGGACCUUGCUGUGCAAGGUGAAAAGCAAUCGCCUAAAACCAAACAAAAAUCCAAGAAGCCAAAACAGGAGAAACAGGAAGAAAACGAAGAAAAGAGGAAAAAGAAAAAGAAGAAAAAGACGAAGAAGAUGGCGAAAGAAAGGAAAGUGAAAGGGCGUAGUGAAUCUAGUCUUACUUUGUUGGAAGAAACCGAGGAGGAGGAAGAGGGAGCCUCGUCCCAAGAAGAGGAAGAAGAGGAAGAAGAACCUAAGAGAAACUCACCCAUCAUCCCUGAAAUACCCAAGAGACCAGAGAGUGUUACCCAGAUGCCGCCACCUCCUAAACGUAGCCUCAGCAUGUUUCCAGUGAGGAAAGAGAGCUCUCAGGAGCCGGCUAAACCAGUCAGGCGACGUGCGCAGACAGAUGACAGUAUUCGCAACGAGCUGAUGCGUCAACAGCUGGCGGAGGACAGGAGAAAGAAAUUACUGGCAGCCACGGGAAAAUCUAAGAGAGGGAUUCAAGUGCAGAGCCCUGUCGUUGAUAGUCACGGUGAUUCUGCUCAUUUAGACGACUUUCUUUCAAAGUACUGCAUCAUAAGUGAAGGACAAGCUAAUUACUACCGUCGUAUUUUUAAAACCUUUGAUGAAGACAAGGAUGGAUUUCUAUUUCCCGAAGAUCUCCUUGAAGCCCUUGAAAGCGUCAAUUCAAACCUGCUGUCGGACUCUCAUAUAAAUUAUAUUUACCGAGUACUGGAAUUGUGUGAUUGCAGCUUGGACUCUGGAGUGGAUAUGAAGUUGUUUUCCGUGAUUGCUGCAUUUUCUCAGCGCGUCGCAGUGUUGGACGAAUUUGCAAAAAUAUUGAUUUCGAAGCUGGAUUUCAGAGAAUUGGAUUUCAAAUUGCAAAAAUCAAAGCGGUUGUUUCUGUGCUAUGUUGACGAAGCGACUAAGACCAUCUCGCUUGAGGAGCUUAUGUUAGGACUAACGGCUGGUGGUCUGUCAGAUGAUCAAAAAGAACAGACAAUGAAAAUCCUCGGCAGGACGGCCUCUUUGGACUUCUUGGACUUUUUAACAUACAUUCCGUUAUUUAUACACAUUCAUGAUCAUAUUCUACAAGAUCCACUGGGAACCGUUGUCUACCAAAGUAUGUUGACAGUUUAGAGAUCGCAUGUGGUGCUCGUCCUAAAUACCGUCAAGAGGUGACUUUCUUGGUUGUCCUCAACCAAUCAGGAAACGCCACACAACACUUAGACGAUGCUAUUGCCACAAAUCAUUCUAAACUGCAUCGCACGUUUUUUGACUUAUUAUCGGUAACACAGUCUUUCUGCUCUGGCUCGUGCUCUGAUAUCUUCUCAACGAGCGCAGUAGGAGAGUACCCAUCAUUCCUUGCGCACCUUUGUCACCCGCGUUGACUGCAUUCGUUAUGAACACGACAGGGGACGAUCAAGCCUUGAACGUCUCCAACCGUCAUCUGGUGGUUAUUUAAUUCUCGCAGAUAGAUUCGAUGCAUGACUUCCUCGAUAGAAAAGAACCUAUUGCUCAAUGUAGCAGGGAUACCUCGUUGUUCCUGAGGGAUAUGUUAUUGUGGGUAUUAGUUUGCUAGUUCAUUUCGGGAACAUUAGUUAGUUUAUUUUAGCAAUGUUUUGGGACUUACUUUCCCAGCUAUGUUUGAAAACGUUUACCGCUUAGCUCUGGUAAAUACUUUUUUCGCACGAAAAGGUCCACUUUGAAUCGAACAGGCGAAUGAAUAUAUGCCCUGUGAAGUUACUCAAUUUUCGUAUGUCAAUGGAAAUUGCGAGAUUUCGUUGGGUGUAAAUGCGUUGAGGUAUAAUUUAUAAUUAUUUAUUUGAAGAAUUUCUCAUUUUGAGAUUUCCCUCUGAACAAAGUCUUUAGAGAAAUAAAGGAUAAACAAGUUUUCACUGUGCACAUUUGCCAACUGUCUAAAGAUAGUCAAAAAAAUUAUUUAAGAAGACACCUGAUGUAGAUAUACCAAAG